UCGUCGGGGGCAAGCCAGAAACUAUCAAAGGAAACGCAUUAAAAAAAACCCCCCAAAAAAGCGGGGAAAUCCCAAAAACGAAAAAAAAUAUCAAGGAAAAAAAGAGGGUUAGCUAUGGGAGAGACGAGGUUCUUGCAGGAGCUUGUCCUGUACGCGGCGAGCGCUGCGCUGAGCUGCCUCGUUCUCUUCGCCGGACUCCGGCAGCUGGACCCUAAUCGAGCGGCGUCGAAGAAGGCGCUGGAGCAGAAGAAGGAGAUCGCCAAGAGACUAGGUCGACCGCUUAUUCAAACCAAUCAAUACGAGGAUGUAAUAGCUUGUGAUGUCAUAAAUCCCGAUCAUAUUGAUGUUGAGUUUGAGUCUAUUGGAGGUCUGGACAAAAUUAAACAAGCAUUAUUUGAACUGGUCAUUCUUCCUCUGAGGCGACCUGAAUUAUUCGCACAUGGAAAGCUUCUUAGUCCACAAAAGGGAGUUUUGUUAUAUGGGCCUCCAGGAACUGGAAAAACAAUGCUAGCAAAGGCUAUAGCUAAAGAGUCUGGAGCGGUUUUUAUUAAUGUGAGGGUAUCUAAUUUGAUGAGUAAAUGGUUUGGAGAUGCUCAAAAGCUGGUGGCUGCUGUCUUCACUCUGGCCUAUAAGCUCCAGCCUGCUAUCAUUUUUAUUGAUGAGGUUGACAGUUUCUUAGGACAGCGCCGUAAUACGGAUCAUGAAGCCAUGACUAACAUGAAAACUGAAUUUAUGUCUCUGUGGGAUGGUUUCACUACAGAUCAAAAUGCACGUGUUAUGGUUUUGGCUGCUACAAACCGACCAUCAGAACUAGAUGAGGCAAUACUUAGGCGCUUUCCUCAGGCUUUUGAAAUUGGCAUACCCGACAGGGGCGAGAGAGCUAAGAUACUGAAGGUGAUCUUGAAGGGGGAGAGAAUAGAAGAGGACAUAGAUUAUGAUCAUAUAGCCCGGUUGUGUGAAGGUUUUACUGGUUCAGAUAUUUUUGAACUCUGCAAACAAGCAGCCUAUUUUCCUGUCAGAGAGUUAUUGGAGGAGGAAAAGAAUGGGAAGACAACCCAAAUACCUAGAGCAUUGAGACAGGCGGACCUAGAAAAAGCUUUAUCGACCGUUAGAAAGGUGAAGAAGGGAACAAAUGAAUACCGCUUGGGAUUAAAGUCAUCUCCAUGGUCAAGGAACACAGAAGCUGAUGAUGUUGAUGAUGAUGGGCAGGUCCAGAAUGCUAUUUUGAAGAUCUCGGAGAUUAUGAAUCGUAUCGUCACCAACAACCAGUCUGAAUCUGAACCUCAAGACCCUUAAAUCUGUUCUCUUUUCAUGACCUCUUUUUUUAAUUUUUUUUUUAAAUUUUUUUUAUUUACUAGUUAGGUAACAUGUGAGGAUCGAAAGAGGAGGUUGCUGCAUAUCCUUGAAGUUCCCUUUUGGAAUAAAGGAAGCCCUCACUGCUUUUUAGUAUUUAUGGCUACGGAUUGAAUACGCUGACCGUAUGAAUUGCCCUUAUCCUUCAGUCUGUAUAAAUGUAUGAUUUUUGCAUCUGAUACUGCUGCAUGUAUUUUAAACAUCAGUUAUUAGAAAUGAUGUGCCUUGGAUUCAUUUGAA
Molecule: messenger RNA, 1593 nt
Organism: Asparagus officinalis (garden asparagus)
Lineage: Eukaryota; Viridiplantae; Streptophyta; Magnoliopsida; Asparagales; Asparagaceae
Product: ATPase family AAA domain-containing protein 1-like
Exons: 5
Coding region: 115-1296 (393 amino acids)
Cellular component (GO): mitochondrial outer membrane
Molecular function (GO): ATP binding; ATP hydrolysis activity
Source: RefSeq, a predicted model, not a curated record